ACUAGUUGUAGCAGCCCUGCAGCACCAGAGCCGUUUGGGAGGCGUAGUGGAGUAAAGGCAAAAGGGGAGCGGGGUAAAUGAAAACACUUUACCUGGCCUUUUAUUUUAUUUAUUUUUUUUACCGUGGGAUUUUAGCAGCCAGCGAAAAUCGCCUGACGCCACCCAGGGCAAUGCUUCGGAGACAUUUUUGAUCUGUCAUCGAGGUAAGCUUUGAGAAGAGGCUCCUUGCCCAAGUGAAGGAGUUUGUGGGCUGUGGAGCUGCUGCUCUCCAUCUGAGACGCUGACUGUCUUCCUCUGUCCAGUAUGACGGACGUGGUGAUCGUGAAGGAGGGAUGGCUCCACAAACGAGGAGAGUACAUAAAGACGUGGAGGCCGAGGUAUUUCUUGCUGAAGAAAGAUGGUACGUUUAUUGGCUAUAAGGAGCGGCCCCAGGACGUGGACCAGCUGGAGACUCCGCUCAAUAACUUCUCUGUGGCACAAUGUCAGCUGAUGAAGACAGAGAGGCCGAAGCCCAACACAUUUAUAAUCCGUUGUCUGCAGUGGACCACUGUUAUUGAGCGCACGUUCCACGUGGAGACCCCAGAAGAACGGGAGGAAUGGACUAAAGCCAUCCAGGCCGUGGCUGAUAGCCUGCAGAAACAGGAGGAGGAGAUGAUGGACUCUUCUCCCGACCCCAUGGACAUGGAGAUGUACCUAACCAAACCUCGGCAAAAAGUGACUAUGCAUGACUUUGAAUACCUCAAACUCCUUGGCAAAGGCACUUUUGGCAAAGUCAUCCUAGUGAAGGAGAAGGCCACAGGAAAAUAUUACGCCAUGAAAAUCCUUAAGAAGGAAGUAAUUGUAGCAAAAGAUGAAGUGGCUCACACACUCACAGAAAACCGUGUCCUUCAGAAUUCUAAGCACCCUUUCUUGACGGCCCUGAAAUACUCAUUCCAAACACAUGACCGCUUGUGCUUCGUCAUGGAGUAUGCAAAUGGAGGAGAGCUUUUCUUCCACUUGUCCCGGGACCGGGUAUUCUCUGAGGAUCGGGCUCGCUUCUAUGGGGCAGAAAUAGUUUCUGCACUGGACUAUUUACAUUUGGAGAGGAACGUAGUUUACCGUGACCUGAAGCUGGAAAAUCUGAUGCUGGACAAAGACGGCCAUAUAAAGAUCACCGACUUCGGGCUUUGUAAAGAAGGCAUAACGGAUGGAGCAACUAUGAAGACCUUCUGCGGCACCCCAGAGUAUCUGGCCCCUGAGGUGCUGGAGGACAACGAUUAUGGCCGUGCUGUAGACUGGUGGGGCCUGGGUGUGGUCAUGUACGAAAUGAUGUGCGGUCGCCUGCCCUUCUAUAACCAGGACCACGAGCGCCUAUUCGAGCUCAUCUUAAUGGAGGACAUCCGCUUUCCUCGUACCCUCGCCCCUGACGCUAAAUCAUUGCUCAGCGGCCUUCUUAAGAAAGAUCCCAAACAGCGGUUAGGAGGUGGGCCUGAUGACGCGAAAGAAAUCAUGCAGCACAAGUUUUUUGCUGGAAUUGUGUGGCAAGAUGUUUAUGAGAAAAAGCUAAUCCCUCCAUUUAAGCCACAGGUUACCUCAGAAACAGAUACAAGAUAUUUCGAUGAGGAGUUCACUGCACAGACCAUCACUAUCACACCACCGGGAGAAGAUGAAAACAUGGAGCCAUUUGACAGUGAGAGGAGACCCCACUUCCCCAAGUUCUCCUACUCUGCCAGUGGAACCUGUUAGAUGAACCCCUAUUCCUGUAUCAGCCUCCGCGCCACUGAGUCCAGCGCCCUCUGCCGGGUGCUUCGGGUAGCUGUUGCUCUUUUGCACCACUGACCAACGACACAUUUCCCCUUAAAACACAGAAACUGCCCUAAGCGUGCAGGCAGUCUUCCCCUGGAUUUCAUCCUCUUCAGAUUGUGGCUCUUUUCACCAUUUUUGGUUUGCUUUACAUUUCAUAAUCUUACAAACAUCAACCUUCCAGCAAUUUUAGGUUUCCUUUGUGGCCUUCGGAUAAUUUAAUUGUAUUUUUAUUUUUUUCUGAGGACGUGAGAAGGAACACAAUGAGAACAUCAGCUGACGGGUCUGAUAGCACUUCAGAAACCAAGCCAGAUAUAUAUAUAUAUAUAUAUAUAUAUAUAUAUAUAUAUAUAUAUAUAUAUAUAUAUAUAUAUAUAUAUAUACAGUAGAUCUAAUGAAAUGCCAAAUAUACUUGUUUUACAUGUAUUUAAAAUAAAAGAAGACCAAUCAUUUGGAAGAACCAAACCAUUUCUACGUUUUUAUACACUGAAAGACUCAAUUCAACAACGUGUCUUUGGGGGAGGGUGGGGGUGUAACGCAAUAUUUCAAUAGCCUAGGCUGUAUGAAUAUCAGUUCUUCUAGAUGUGUGGACUGGAAUCGUUUUGGCCCACCUGCUUUAGGCUCAGUUUUCCCCUGUAUUUAUAAUCAUUUGUACUAAAAUGUGCAAUACUGUAGCAAAUAAUAAAUAGAUUCUAGUACCAUGGUUAAGUUUAAAGCAAAGCCAAUUCAGUCAUUAGGAAAUGAGCAUUUUACACAUUUUUCUUCCCUUUAAUCCUCAAACAGUCAGGAGUUGUUCUCAUGCAUCCAACUUUUCUGGACUUUAUCCCACAUGCCAUGCAUAGUAUAAUCUUUUUGUCUUGGUACUCAUCUUCCAAUUUCCAUUCUUUAUUUACUUACUUUUUGUUGGUCCUUUUUUUUUUCCUGUAUGAAGUGCAUUAUCCGCAGUGCACAUUGCACAGCCUCAGUGAGGUACUACAGCUAGAACUACUCUAACUUUAGGGACUUUCUUUGGCUUUGAAUCCAAGGGACCCGUGUGGCAGAACCAGCUUGCGUCCUUUUGGACUGUCUCAUAUUGUAUUUUUUUUUUAUUAAUUUUUUUUUUUUUACUUGGAUGUGUUCCAUAUUUAUAUAUAUAUAUAUCUA
Molecule: messenger RNA, 2925 nt
Organism: Silurus meridionalis
Lineage: Eukaryota; Metazoa; Chordata; Actinopteri; Siluriformes; Siluridae
Gene: akt1
Product: v-akt murine thymoma viral oncogene homolog 1
Exons: 14
Coding region: 304-1725 (473 amino acids)
Biological process (GO): protein phosphorylation
Molecular function (GO): ATP binding; protein serine/threonine kinase activity
Source: RefSeq, a predicted model, not a curated record